This is a messenger RNA of Parasteatoda tepidariorum (common house spider), 2054 nucleotides long. RefSeq names its product cytochrome P450 4V2. The record is from RefSeq and is a predicted model, not a curated record. Lineage: Eukaryota; Metazoa; Arthropoda; Arachnida; Araneae; Theridiidae. Gene Ontology annotation, molecular function: iron ion binding; oxidoreductase activity, acting on paired donors, with incorporation or reduction of molecular oxygen; monooxygenase activity.
UACAUAAUCUGCUUUCCUGCAUGAAACUACUCCCCUAAAUUAAUAAAGAAAAAUAUUACUGUUCAAAAACAUAUAAAUUAUAAAAACUCAUAAAGUUAUCUUAUAAUUUUAAUAGUUAAAAGAGACAUCUCUGUUGAUUUAAAUUAAUAGCUUAUUAUUAUACUAACACUGCUGACCUUUGCACGUGAUCAAUUCAAAAUAAGUUAGAUACUAUGUAAUUCAACCAAUCAUCGUGACAUAAGAUACGUAAGCCCGUGCGUAAAUUCAAGGUCUUAUUUAAUUUAAUCAUUUUCUACUCCUGUUGUGUAUUAAACUAGAUAUUGUGUCUGGCUGGCGCUGGAGAUAGACGUUUCGAAUAAAAAUGGGAAGUUCAAAAUUUUUAGAAAUUUCCGCUAAAUCUUUGACAUUUACGAACGUUGUUUUUACGGCGUUUAUUGCUUGGGUGAUAUUUUCGAUUAUUAUUUUCUUGAAGUAUGCUUUUCGAAGAACUAAAUAUAGUAAAAUGGUGCCUUGCAAAAAAGUUGGUUUUUUUAACGUCCUCGGCAACAUUGGAGAUUUACAGCAGGAUAGGUCUAAGUAUAAUUUUAACACUUAUUUAUUACAAUUAGCCUCUGGCCUAGCGGCUGGAUACUUUAGAAAGGAAAAAUUAUUUUGCUUGUGGCUGUCUUAUGCCCCAAAUAUUAUAGUUACAAAGGCUGAAGCUGUUGAGGAUCUCAUAGCUGGAACCAAAACAAUGAAGAAGGGGUGGAGCUACAAUUUUCUGCACACAUGGCUAGGUACGGGCCUAUUGACAAGCGAUGGACCAAAGUGGAAAUCUAGGCGAAGAUUAUUGACGCCAUCAUUUCAUUUCGAAAUUUUAAAAGACUUCAUGCCUACUUUUGCUGAAAAAUCUGAUAUCCUGGUUAAAGUUCUUCGGAAAGAAACAGAAAAAGAAUUUGUUGAUAUUGUAAUGCCUGUAACACUGUGCAGUCUAGAUAUUAUUUGUGAAACAACAUUGGGUGUUAACAUUGGAGCACAAGAAAAUAAAGACUCAGAAUAUGUCAGAGCAGUAUUAAGAGUGUCAGAGACAAUGAUGGAAAGAAUGUUCAACCCGAAAUAUUGGUUGGAAGCAACAUUUGCCUUAACAGAAUUGGGAAAGCAGCAAAAAAAGGAUAUUAAGUUACUGCAUAAUUUUACAGACUCCGUAAUUCAAGAGAAGAAGACGAAGUUACUGAGCGGCGGGGAGACUACUUCAGAGAAAAGAAAGAGGAAAGCACUGAUGGAUGUUUUAUUAGAACAUCAUGUUCAGACAAAAGAACUCACGGAACAUGAAAUUAGAGAAGAAGUUGACACUUUUGCUUUUGAAGGUCACGAUACAACAUCCAUGGGAAUCAGUUGGGCUCUCUACCUAAUUGGUCUUCACAAAGACGUUCAAGACAAAAUUCAUGAAGAAAUGGACCGCAUAUUUGGAGAUGACAGGGACAGAUUAAUAACGACGGAUGAUUUGAAGGACAUGACCUACCUUGAUCUUGUUCUUAAGGAAUCUCAGAGACUGUAUCCAUCUGUUCCGCUCAUUGCAAGAGAAGUGACCGAAAACGAAAUAACAAUUUGUGGUUAUAAAGUGCCUAAAGGAACGCAGUGUGUAGCAUUGAUUUAUAACUUACACAGAGAUGAAAAAGUUUUCCCAAAUCCUGAAAAAUUUGAUCCUGAUAGAUUUUUACCGGAAAACUCUGUUGGAAGACAUCCCUUCGCUUACAUACCAUUCUCAGCUGGACCCAGAAACUGCAUUGGUCAAAGAUUUGCAUUGAUGGAAGAGAAAGUAGUAGUUUCCAACGUCCUUCGUCACUUUACGUUGGAAUCUUUAGAUCAAAGAGACCAAUUACCUGCGGCUGUAGAACUUAUUUUGAGAAGUCCAGUUCCAAUUCGAAUAAAAAUUCGAGCAAGAUGAGAAAAAUCGGGAAGCUUUUUGUUUGUAAUGUUUUUAUAAAAAUGCUAUUUUAUCUUUGUAUAAACAAUGAUGUACAGAUAAUUAUAAAUGUAUUUUUAACUAUUAAAAUCGUCACUUAAUUUGGAAA